AUGAUUGCUCAAUUCAUGAUGGAUCUGAAAGCAGAUCAUCGAACGAGCCCAUCGCUAUACCUACCGCAUUCCCCUAAGUUACACGACAACUGCCGCCCAAAUUCUACCGAUUCCGGAGUGUUGGAUCUAUCCAAACGUCGCGAUUCCGUGGAAACCCGUAAAACACCGUCGCCUUACGCCAGCUUCAGCGAAGAAGGAUCUCCUCCGUUGCACAGCUCUCUGCACAAUUCAAACAAUGCUCUGCUGAUCAACUACCACGCAGCUAUCCAUCAUCCCCAUCACGAGCUAUCGCUGAAAGCACCGGUGCCGUAUGACUCUCCCAGCCAUCUCGAGCAUAACCGGCGAACCGGGUUUCAUCCAGCACAAAACCUGCACAUACCCCAGCAUGCCAUCCUUCCUAAACAGGAAGGUCUUCCCAAUCGUCCAGAGCUUCCACCGUACCUGAUCCGACCCGAAGCCAUCAAAACAUCCCAGUUCCGACACAGUCCACUUCAUCCCUUACGUGAAGCAGACUCACUUUCCGAAUCGGGUUCGGAAGGUCACGUUAUUCCCAGUGGUUUGCAGUUACCGAAACUCAAACAACCCAACGAAUCGAUUAAUUCCGAACCAAACGGACAGUACCCGAUGGUGGUGGGCCGCGAUGGAAAGCUAGCACGUCCAUUCAAAGCCUACCCACGCGAUCCACUGAGCCUAACGGCCGGUUUCAUGGCUAGUGAUUCUAUGCUGGAUGCCAACUCUGCUGAAAAGUACAACAUGUUUCGCAAGCGAAUGCUGGAACAGAUCCACGCUGCCAAUGGCGGUCAACAAACGGUCUCCAACCCAAAGAUGCGCCGUCUCAACAAAUCCCUCAGCGAUACAUCGGAAACGGAAAGCGUGUCGGAUAAAAUUCCGGAACCAUCGCAGCAAUCGUAUGCGAAAGCCACACCCACCGAUCAUCACCCUAGCAACGAAACGUCGAACCACAGAAAGAACGGCAACAACACCGACGGCAGCAGCAGCAAUGGCGGUCCGAACGAAGGAACGCAAAAAGACUCCGCCUACUACGAGCGACGGAAGAAAAACAAUGCCGCUGCAAAGAAAUCACGCGAUCGAAGACGGAUCAAAGAGGACGAAAUCGCCAUUCGGGCAGCCUUCCUAGAGCGGGAGAACAUUGAGCUGAAAUUUGAACUGGCCGCAGCGCGGAAGCAGUUGGCCCUGUACGGUGUGACGAAUGGAUCGCAGUAG
Molecule: messenger RNA, 1224 nt
Organism: Ochlerotatus camptorhynchus
Lineage: Eukaryota; Metazoa; Arthropoda; Insecta; Diptera; Culicidae
Gene: gt
Product: giant
Exons: 2
Coding region: 1-1224 (407 amino acids)
Biological process (GO): regulation of transcription by RNA polymerase II
Cellular component (GO): nucleus
Molecular function (GO): DNA-binding transcription factor activity, RNA polymerase II-specific; RNA polymerase II cis-regulatory region sequence-specific DNA binding
Source: RefSeq, a predicted model, not a curated record